AUGCUUGCCUGAUUCUGAGCUUCUGAUUAGGUAUUGGUGCAGCGCGCCCAGUGGAUGCUAUAGCCAACCCGGCCGAUAGCUUGACAGGCCCAAGAACCCCAGGCUCAGCUUCCAUCCUGCCUCCGUGCUUCCUUGGCUGCUCCCGCGCCCUCGAACCUGUUCGCUGCCAAACACAAGGGGACAAGUCUAGAAGCCAGCGGUGCCUGGUGCCUGGUCCGAACACCGCAUUCGAACAGGCAUACCCGCCGCCCCAAACCGGCGACUUUUUUUUUCUUCCCCUCCCUAGGUUCUCUCAUCCCUUCCUCUUUGCUCGUGCGGUGCCUUGCCUCCCGGUUCUCCUCUCUCUUUCUUUUAUUCUGCUUUCUCCUCAUCCUCUGUCGACUUGGUCGACCGUGGGCGGUGUUUGGUUAGGGAACAAGGGAACAAAACACACUCGGACGUCGAGGCAGAAAAAUGCAGCUCCCGGGGAGACCCCACUUUAAGCAAUAAUCUCCAGUCUUGACGACAUCCACCGAACCACCUGCGCCGAAGCCUGUGCGAGCGUAUAACCACUCGACGACCGGGCCCGCAUGUGCAGAUCUGGAGGACACGUCCAGACUGCAUCGCUGCCUGCCCUUGUGCUCGGGGAAUGAGCAGGCACCGAGCCGCCUCGCCCUUUUCUCCCUUCUCCGCCCCUUCCUCGCCUGCCUCCUCCUCCUCCUCCGUCGCCGCCGCCACCACCACCGCCGCCGCCGCCCAUAUAUUUCCACACCGAUCGCUCCCCUCGACGACCGCUCGCUCCUCCGUGGACCGCUGACCGCCUCCAAUCUAUCGACGACCCCCCGCCCCUGCGGGCAACACGAUCGAUCGCCGCCGGGGCUGAGGAGGCUGCCUCGACUGGGCUGACCCGGUCCGGGGCAGCGACGUGGCAACGGCAGACAUGGCGCCAGGCAGCGGCUCCGCCGAGAGGGUGUACCACCACCAGCAGAACGGGAGCAAUGGCAGCAAGGCUAGCAGGACACCAGGGACACCACGCAAGGAAGCCCGCAGCAGUAGCAAUGCGCGGGAACGAGCGCUACAAGAUCCUAGCCUGAAGGACUACCGGCUCGGAGACUGCAUCGGCAAGGGCGCCUUCGGAUCCGUAUACAAGGCGUUCAAUUGGGGCACCGGCGAGGCAGUGGCGGUCAAGCAAAUCAAGCUCGUGGACGUGCCAAAGAGCGAGCUGCGCAUGAUCGAGGCUGAAAUCGACCUUCUGAAGAACCUACACCAUGACAACAUUGUCAAGUAUAUUGGGUUUGUGAAAACCGUGGACUGCCUCAAUAUCAUUCUCGAGUAUUGCGAGAAUGGGUCUCUUCACUCUAUCUGCAAGGCCUACGGCAAGUUCCCCGAGAACCUGGUGGGCGUGUACAUGACCCAGGUGCUUCAAGGGCUGCAAUACCUGCACGACCAGGGUGUUAUCCACCGCGACAUCAAGGGUGCCAAUAUUCUUACGACCAAGGACGGUACCGUCAAGCUGGCCGACUUUGGCGUGUCCACUAGCACUCUCGCCGGCGCGGACAAGGAAGCUCAAGUUGUCGGCACGCCGUACUGGAUGGCCCCUGAGAUUAUCCAACUGUCUGGUGCCACCUCUGCGUCCGAUAUCUGGAGCGUGGGGUGCACCGUAAUCGAGCUCCUGCAGGGGAAACCACCAUACCACAGCCUCGCGCCCAUGCCGGCCCUGUUCGCCAUUGUCAAUGAUGACCACCCACCAUUGCCCGAGGGCGUAUCUCCAGCCGCCCGUGACUUCCUGAUGCAGUGCUUUCAAAAAGACCCCAAUCUCAGGGUGUCGGCAAGAAAGCUUCUCAAACACCCGUGGAUCAUGGGAUCCAGGAGAAGUGAUGCUCCUGUGUCCAAGGCGCCGUCCAACUUCAACGAGGCGGUUGAGGAGGUCAAGCAGUGGAACAAGGCGCUCAGAUCAUCAGAGAACAACCUGAGGGUUUCUAUCGGCUCUGACGGUGUACCGCCAACACAACCAUUUGGUGGACGAGCGAAUCUGGUUGCGGCAGCCAGGGGGCCCCUGACUAUCCUGCCAAAACCACGACCAGCGGUUGCGGAUGCAUUCCGAUCCCCAGAAAUUCCCGAUGAUGACAACUGGGACAACGAUUUUGCAACUGCUAUCUCCCCCGGCGCUUUGCAGCUUCCACAUCUAAAACCCCAGGACAAUUUUGGUGGCUUGCUAUCUUCGGAUCGGCUCAAGGCGUUUGCCUCGAUCGACGACAGUAGGAAUGUGUCGGCAAACUGGGACGACGUUUUCGACGGCGAGUUGGUCACCAUCAAAAAUCUCCGCUCACACCUGGCCGAAUCAGAUACGCAGCAAACCCUCCGACCCACGCCGCGGAAGCCCAGCCCGAUGGAGAAAUCGGAAAAGAAAGCCGAGACGGAGGCAAAGACGCAAAAGCCGGGGAAGAGACGGUCUAGUAGAGCGUCGUCCUCGCAAGCAAAAUCGCCAACCAAGCUGAAUUUCGGAUCAAAAUUCGAGCUCCCACCAAGGCCCGAUUUGAUAUACCGAGAGCAGUCAGUUGAGGACUACUCGGACUUGUUUGACGAGGGCGAUCACGUAUUUGACAACAGGCUAAGCCUCGUGCCAAAGGACUCGCCGCAGCUGUUUCAUCCGUCGGACCUGACCAGCAUGCCACGCUCCUCGCAACCUCCCACCGGCGGAAGCAUGAGGCGUGCGGCUCAGUCAAGGCCGUCGGUCCUGCAGGACCAGAAUAUGCGGAGGACCCGGUCGACCAUUGAAAUACAACGAUUCGCCGAAAACGAAAGUGACGAGGACUUUUCUGACAUAUUCGGCCCGACAGACGGGGUUGCGGAGAGGGAGGAGAGCGAGGUGGGGUCUGAAGAUGGCGGUCGCAUGUUCCUCUCGAAGCUAUCCAACAACUCGUGGUUGGGUGACGACGAGGACGAGGAUGACCCCUUCGCCCUGUUGGAGCCCGGAUGGGACGAGAUGGAUCUCGAGGCCAAUAUCGCAAGAGACCGCCACGCGAGGCUGUCCCACAAGGUGGAGGAGCUGGUCCGCUCGCUAAAGACGACAGAGGGAGAGGACACGCUUCUUGUUGUGUCUGAAGAUCUGCUGAGUCUUUUAUGGGAGAACAGCGAGGUCAAAGAUCUCAUAAUCAGCGCCCAUGGCUUGCUGCCUAUCCUCGAAAUCCUCGAGCCCUGCACGGUCAAGAGCCGUCAGCAUAUGAUUCUGCAACUUCUCAAAAUAGUCAAUGCGAUCAUCCUCAACGAUGUCGAGUUGCAAGAAAAUCUGUGUUUCGUGGGAGGAAUUCCCAUCAUCACAAAGUUUGCGGCCAGGCAAUAUUCGAAUGAGAUUCGGCUCGAGGCUGCUGCGUUCGUCAGGCAAAUGUACCAGACCUCAACCCUGACGCUGCAAAUGUUUGUCAGCGCCGGUGGCCUGAACGUGCUGGUUGAGUUCCUGGACGAGGACUAUGACGCCUCGCGGGACCUGGUGCUGAUAGGCGUGAACGGUAUUUGGAACGUCUUUGAGCUUCAGGGGCCGACGCCCAAGAACGACUUUUGCAGGAUAUUCUCGCGCAGCAAGAUCCUGGACCCGCUCGCUCUUGUCCUCCACAAAGUCCUGGACGAGGACGACAAGGACGAGCUGACGGAGCUCAUCGAGGGCCGGAUCGUGAACAUCUUCUACUUGUUCUCGCAGGCAGAGAACUACGUCAAGGAAGUUGUGGCGGAGAGACAAGUUCUAAAGACUGUUCUCAAGGACCUCCGCCGGAUGUCGCCACUCCACCAGAUCACCAUGCUCAAGUUUAUCAAGAACCUAUCCAUGCUGUCGCGGACGUUGGAGUCGCUUCACUCGGCCGAUGCUAUCGACUUUCUGAUAGAUCUGCUGGGCUACAGCAUGAAAAAGGGCCACAAGCACUUUCGCGAAAUAUCCAAUCAGGUGCUCAACACCAUGUUCAACCUGUGUAGGCUCAGCAAGGAGAGGCAAGAGUACGCUGCCGUCAACGGCAUCAUUCCUCUGCUGCUCAAGAUCAUGCAGACGGAUCGGCCACCCAAGGAGUUCGCGCUUCCAAUUCUCUGCGACAUGGCCCACUCUGGCAGUAAGGGGCGCCGCUACCUGUGGCAGAACAAGGGACUGGACUUUUAUGUUUCGCUCAUUGCAGAUCAGUACUGGCAGGUCAGCGCCCUGGACUCGAUCUCGGUGUGGCUGCAGGAGGAGACGGCCAAGGUGGAGAACCACCUUCUGGAGGGCAAGUUCACCAAGGCCAUCACGUCGUGCUUCAAUACGUCCAAGGCAAACUCGUUUGACCCGGGAGUUCUGGAGCCGCUGAUCAAGGUGCUUCGUCUAUCCCCGGCGCUGGCGGCGUCGCUGGCAAAGUCGGAGAUGUACUCUGGCCUUGGGCAGAAGCUGUGUCACAAGAAGGCGCAGGUGCGUUUGAACCUCCUGCGACUUGUGCGCAACAUCAUGGACGCCUGCGAGUCGGAUAAUGGCAGCAGCAUGGCUACUGCCAGCAGCGGACGGCAGCUGCGCGGCCUCUUUGAGCAGAUCCAGCUCCUCGCCGAGAAAGACCCGGCGGUGCUGGUGCGCAACCUGGCCUCGGAGCUGCUGCGGUCUCGCCUGGACCUGGAUGGCGCCAGCAACGCAUUGGGUCUGAGCGGCUCGGUUUCGGCCAUUGGAGGCGGUUCAUCGUCGAGCAGCAACGGCGCCUCGGUGGUGGGCACGUCGUCUCGCUCGCGGUCCGGUCCACGGCGCACGAGCUCGUCCUAUGUGCCACCCACGCUCCAACCAUCGGCUUCGGCGCCACCGAUGACACCCACGCACCACCGCCAUUCACACUCGACAGCCGCCUACAUCGAGGUGGCGGCGACUCCAAAGCGGCAAGCCGCGCUUGUGGCAGAGCGGGAUGGAAGCGUCUUUCGACCGAGGAGCCGCGACGGGGCAGGAUCAACUACGUCGUCGGUGUCAUCGGCAUCGUCCUCCAUACCGAGACGAGUCAGUGGCGACGGCAGCUCUCUCUUGAGUGGUAAGAACAGCAACGGUCCGGGAGGGGUUAACAGCAGGCUACCGCGGACGUCGAGUCUAUACGGGCGCGCGAGCCUGGCGGGAGGCGCAGGGGGAUCCACGCCAACUAUCGUAAACCGACCAGAUCGGUCGGAAAGCUCGUCCUCGAACAAGGAGAACGCGCAAGGGGGUGGCGGGGGCAGCAGAUAUGCGCAACACAUGAUCGCAACGAGCGGCUACGAGAGGGAGCGGGGAGAGCGGGGAGAGCGGGACCGCGAUAGAGACGCUAGGGAAAGGGGCGAGAGGUCGGACCGGCUGCUGGAGAGGGCCGAGAGGGUGUCGGCGCAGCAGUACAAGCGACGAAAUAGGAUGACGGCUAGCACCUCGGACAUCAGGCCAGGAGCCGGCACGCGAUAACGAGGAGCAGGAGGACGAUAAAGAGACUAAACGCGACCAUGGACUAGGGACGAGAGAUUGGUUGGGCAGGUGUGGGUCAUUCAUUAUCACUUAUUUUCUCUGGACUCCUUUGGGCGGGCUUGCUUGCAGCAACGGAGCAGUAGCAUAUAGUGCACGGCGUCGAACCAAAAGAGAGGCGGCCAUAUAUCUUUGUCAUGACGGUUAUUCAUAUUCUUGUUGUUUGUUUGUCUUGUGCUUCUUCUCUUCUG
Molecule: messenger RNA, 5643 nt
Organism: Gaeumannomyces tritici R3-111a-1
Lineage: Eukaryota; Fungi; Ascomycota; Sordariomycetes; Magnaporthales; Magnaporthaceae
Product: STE/STE11/CDC15 protein kinase
Exons: 10
Coding region: 920-5395 (1491 amino acids)
Biological process (GO): protein phosphorylation
Cellular component (GO): cytoplasm
Molecular function (GO): ATP binding; protein serine/threonine kinase activity
Source: RefSeq, a predicted model, not a curated record